Molecule: messenger RNA, 4484 nt
Organism: Alligator mississippiensis (American alligator)
Lineage: Eukaryota; Metazoa; Chordata; Crocodylia; Alligatoridae
Gene: WWP2
Product: WW domain containing E3 ubiquitin protein ligase 2
Exons: 24
Coding region: 52-2736 (894 amino acids)
Biological process (GO): protein K63-linked ubiquitination; negative regulation of transcription by RNA polymerase II; ubiquitin-dependent protein catabolic process
Molecular function (GO): protein binding; ubiquitin protein ligase activity
Source: RefSeq, a predicted model, not a curated record
CUCCUCCCCCCUCCCCGCCUCCCGUUGGGUCAGGUGACCUGCCGGCGUCACAUGACCGCCGCGCGCCGAGCCGGAAGUGCCGCGCCGCCGUCGCCGACCCGUGGUAAUGACAUGGCCUCCGCCAGCUGCAGCAGGGCCGGGGCAGGGCUGCCCUGUGAGAAAUCCCAGCUCUUGCUGAAAGUGGUGUCCAUGAAGCCGAAGGUGUACAGCCGCCAGUCCCGAAUCAACAGCUACGUGGAAGUGACGGUGGAUGGACUUUCCAGUGAGACCAAGAGGACGGGGAAGCGGACUGGGAGCUCCGAGCUGCUCUGGAACGAGACCUUCACCCUGAAUGUCACCUCCCAGAGUCUCCUGGAUCUGAAGGUCUGGAGCUGCCACGCCCUGAGGAAUGAGUUGCUGGGCAUGGCCUCCAUCAACCUAGCCAUCCUCCUGAAGAAGAGCAGCGGGAAAUUAGAGAACACGCAGCUGAUCCUGAACCUGCAGACGGAGAACAAAGGCAGCGUUGUCUCUGGUGGAGAGCUGACGAUUUUCCUGGACGGGCCGACUGUUGAUCUGGGAAGCCUGCCUAAUGGCAGUGCCGUGACAGAGGGGUCUCAGCUGCCCAGACAGGAAUCCAGCAGCACUGCGGCAGCUGCAGAAAGCCGCCACCAGCCUCCCAGCACCAAAUGCUUUGGCAGCAAGUCCAGGACGCACAGACACACAGCGGGAGCAGCCAGGCAGAAUGCGGGGAACAGCGAGGCCAGCCCCAGCACCAGGACACGGCACCAGCAGCUAGCCAAGAGCCAGAGUCAGGGCAGCACAGUGAAUGGCACAGUGAAUGGUGACUCUGCAGGGGCCACCGACACUGAGGAGGAGCGGUCUGCAGUGGGCACAGCCUCCCCACCAGCAGUGGCAUUGAGUGCGACUAGCAGCUCCACAGCAGCUGCCCUGCCUGCCGCAGCUGUGCCUGGGGAAGCAGAGGAGCCAGCCUCUGGCUCAGGCACGCAGCAGCCCCAGGAGGCCACGCAGGUCCUGGAUGCGCUCCCACCUGGGUGGGAGCAGCGAGAGCUGCCUAAUGGCCGGGUCUAUUAUGUGGACCAUAACACCAAGACGACCACCUGGGAGAGACCUCUUCCCCCAGGGUGGGAGAAGCGGGUGGACCCCCGCGGCAGGUACUACUACGUGGACCACAACACCCGCACCACCACCUGGCAGCGCCCCACGGCCGAGUACGUGCGCAACUACGAGCAGUGGCAGUCGCAGCGGAGCCAGCUCCAGGGCGCCAUGCAGCAGUUCAGCCAGCGGUUCCUCUACCAGUCGUCCAGCGCCGCAUCCGACAAUGACCCUCUCGGCUCCCUUCCUCCCGGCUGGGAAAAGAGACAGGACAAUGGGCGAAUGUAUUACGUGAACCACAACACGCGGACCACGCAGUGGGAAGACCCUCGCACACAGGGGAUGAUGAUGCAGGAGCUGGCCCUGCCCCUGGGCUGGGAGAUGAAGUACACCAGCGAAGGCGUGCGCUACUUUGUGGAUCACAACACCCGCACCACCACGUUCAAGGACCCGCGCCCCGGGUUCGAGUCCGGGAGCAAGCAGGGGGGCUCGCCGGGGGCUUACGACCGCAGCUUUCGCUGGAAGUACCACCAGUUCCGCUUCCUGUGUCACUCGAACGCGCUGCCCAGCCAUGUGAAGAUCAGCGUUUCCCGGCAGACGCUCUUUGAGGACUCCUUCCAGCAGAUCAUGAACAUGAAGGCCUACGACCUGCGGCGCCGGCUGUACAUCAUCAUGCGCGGUGAGGAGGGGCUGGACUACGGCGGCAUCGCCCGGGAGUGGUUCUUCCUCCUGUCCCACGAGGUGCUCAACCCCAUGUACUGCCUCUUCGAGUACGCUGGGAAGAACAACUACUGCCUGCAGAUCAACCCUGCCUCCUCCAUCAACCCCGACCACCUCACCUACUUCCGCUUCAUCGGCCGCUUCAUCGCCAUGGCUCUGUACCAUGGGAAGUUCAUCGACACCGGCUUCACGCUGCCUUUCUACAAGCGCAUGCUGAACAAGCGGCCCACGCUGAAGGACCUGGAGUCCAUCGACCCUGAGUUCUACAACUCCAUCGUCUGGAUCAAGGAGAACAGCCUGGAGGAGUGCGGCCUGGAGCUCUACUUCAUCCAGGACAUGGAGAUCCUGGGCAAGGUGACGACCCAUGAGCUGAAGGAGGGCGGCGAGAGCAUCCGGGUGACAGAGGAGAACAAGGAAGAGUACAUCAUGCUGCUGACAGACUGGAGGUUCACGCGGGGCGUGGAGGAGCAGACCAAGGCCUUCCUGGAUGGCUUCAACGAGGUGGUGCCACUGGAGUGGCUGCGGUACUUUGACGAGAAGGAGCUGGAGCUGAUGCUGUGCGGCAUGCAGGAGAUCGACAUGAACGACUGGCAGAAGAACACGAUCUACCGGCACUACACCAAGAACAGCAAGCAGAUCCAAUGGUUCUGGCAGGUUGUCAAGGAGAUGGACAACGAGAAGAGGAUCCGGCUGCUGCAGUUUGUGACGGGGACCUGCCGCCUGCCGGUCGGAGGAUUCAUGGAGCUCAUCGGCAGCAACGGGCCGCAGAAGUUCUGCAUCGAUAAGGUUGGCAAGGAGACGUGGCUGCCGCGGAGCCACACCUGCUUUAACCGCCUGGACCUUCCCCCCUACAAGAGCUACGAGCAGCUGAAGGAGAAGCUGCUUUAUGCCAUCGAGGAGACAGAGGGCUUUGGCCAGGAGUGAGGGAGCUGGCCUUUCCCUGCCCGACCAGGCUGCCUGAGUGCCCAGCAGGUGCCAGGAACAGGCUGCGUGCUGUGAGCGCCUGCUUGGGGUGGAGGCAGGAGGAGCCCAUGCCAGUUCCUCUCUCCUUCCUCCCCAGAGGCAGCUGCAGCCAGCGGUAGCCUCUUGUCAUUUGUGCCAGCGCCGCGCGAGGGGGACAGGCCUGUGCUCCCUCCCAGAGCAGUGCGAGCUGCUCUGGGAGGCAGGGGCAGGGAGGGCACCAGCACCUUGCGGAGUGGGGCAGGGGCAUCUGGCCCCCUGGGGAGGGGUCUCUGGCUACGUUCAUGCUAAACUGUCCCUAGCCCAGUGCCUGAGCUGCUGAUCCUGGGGUCUGAGGCCCAGGCACAGCGGGGACUCCUGCCCCCUCUCCCACAAACGCCUCUCUAUCCCCACCCAUGCCCGGGGCAGAGCCACCUCACCAAAGACGCGGGCGCGAUCGUUACCUCUCCCCGGCACGGGGUGUUGCGGGAGCCAGGCAGCGGAUUCAGAGCACGCCCGGUUCCUCCUCUGUGCCGCGUAUUCGUGCUCCUCGCAUCCCGGAGCUGCUGGGCCACGUCCCUGCAGCCCUUUGGAGUGAGGCUUCUGCCCGGAGCCGCGGGCGGCCAGAGCCCAGGCUUUGCCGAGGGCACUUGCUACGCUCCAGAGCCGGGACGGGGCUCUGUAUAACGAGCUGCAGUUAAAAAGGGGAGGAGGGGGGCACUGGUUUUCACGGGGAGCUCUUCCCAUGUUUUCCCUGCCUCUUGGGGCGUCCUGCUGCACGGGGCAAAAUGGGAAGUCAGCUCUGGCUUUGGCAGCCACGGAGUCUUACACACGUGAGCCCUUGGCAGAGGCAAGGCCAAAACUCCCAUUGGCUUUCCUGGGAAGGGGUCAGGCCCCAGGCCGGGGAGCCACCCUCCCCGACUGCCCUUUUCCUCACGCCGCAGCUCGUGGGCUCGCCGGGGCCAUGCACAGAGCGAGUGGGCUUGUGAAUUUGGCCCCCAGAAGCUGGGGCUGGGGGCGGGGAGGACUCCGGGGCAGGCUGGCCUGGCUGGGGCCCAGGCCCCGAAGCUGGGGGCUGUGCUGCUUGCUGUGUGUUUCGGUUUGCGAGUGCGUGGCCCGCGUGCUCUUUAUUUAAUGAUACGAGCGGGAGGCAGCGCUUGGCCGUGGUGCUCCUCGGUCCGCGCCGCGCAGCUCUGUCCCGGUGCGGGCACACAGCACCCCGUUCUCACUCCGGGCCUGCAGCCGCGGAACGGGCACCCCCAUCUCGAACCAGCCACCUUAACUUCUUGAAGCAACGACCUUUCCCGCCGCGCCCCGUGGCCGGCAGCUGAGCACCCUCGCGGGGCCUGGGCCUGGUCUCCGGGCUUAAGCGCAGACUCGGGGCCUGAUGCUCCGGAUUCACCGCCCCGGUGCGAGUCAGACGCCCAGAACUGAGGCAGAAGCAGGCCCUCCGCCAGGGCCGUGCUGCCCCUUCCUUCCUCGGCAGCUUCUGCUGGUCUGAGCCGCGGCCCCGGAGCCCUUCCUGGCAGGCUGGCGAGCAGCAGCGGCCUGGGUGUGUGCGUGUGAGCGUGCGUGUGUGUGAGCAUCCGUGUACAUAUCUGUACAGAAACGAAGUCUAUGGAUACAAAAAAAAAAAGGCAAUAGCUUUUGAUGGGUAACCUGGAUAGUUUUGUACUGCACCAUCCUGCCUCAGUGACGCCGAUUUCUUGUGCAAUAAACAAUAAGCAGCUGCU